Molecule: messenger RNA, 8061 nt
Organism: Hemibagrus wyckioides
Lineage: Eukaryota; Metazoa; Chordata; Actinopteri; Siluriformes; Bagridae
Gene: pkd1l2a
Product: polycystic kidney disease 1 like 2a
Exons: 42
Coding region: 1-7356 (2451 amino acids)
Biological process (GO): detection of mechanical stimulus
Cellular component (GO): membrane
Molecular function (GO): calcium ion binding; calcium channel activity; carbohydrate binding
Source: RefSeq, a predicted model, not a curated record
AUGGCGGUCAUUGUUAACCCGGGCAUCGACCAAUCCGUGGGAGGCACAGGUCAAGCAUGCGCAGGAAGAGUGUGUAAUAAGCUGCAAUGCAUGAUGUUCGUAACCCUAGAAUUCAACUUGCUUGCAGUCUACAGUGAAGAAGAUACAGAAACCCAGUUCUGUCUUGAGCACCAAAAAGCCUUCGAAGGCUCCUGCUAUGAGUUUGUGACCCUGCAGCGCAGCUUCCUCGAGGCUCAAAGUUGGUGUGAGCGUGGUGGUGGACACUUGGCCUUCAUCCAGAAUGAUGAGACGCAGCAAUUUCUCCAGAGACAUUUGCAAACGGAGCAGGACUGGUGGCUAGGACUGGCACCUUCCUCCUUCAACUUCAGCAUGGGCUCCGCUGCCACAGAGGGUUCCUUAUCCUGGCUGGAUGGAUCUGACGUGAGUUACUCUAACUGGCUCAGGGAACCUGAACUUGGAGAAGCUUGUGGUUACAUCUUGAAGCAAUCUGGAUUUCAGUGGGCAUCAACCAAAAACUGUAGCCAAGAGCUGAACUUUAUCUGCGAGUUUGAGUCAGGACAUGCUCUAGCCUGUCUGGAACACAAUGCCACGCUACAGUGUGGCUCUGGUCAGGUUAUAGAGAUCGAUGACAGCUUCUACGGCAGGAAGACGCCGCACUACUGCAAGGCUGGACACUCUUUGCCUGACGCAUCCUUACAGGAGGAGUGCAGCUGGGUCGACGUGGUGGAUCAGGUGUCGGGGCACUGUCAUGGCUUGCAGGUAUGCCAGGCGAUAGCAGAUGUAGCAUCCUUUGGAGAGCCAUGCCCAGGACUAGGAAGCUAUUUAUCAGUGGAUUAUCACUGCAAAUAUGGUCUUCACCUGCUGAUCAACAAGCAAGCUGCUGUCUUUCAUAACGUAUCUUUGGCUAUAAAAUGGUUGCUCCAUCCUUUCCAAGGAAAUCUCACAUGUACUUUGAAUGCUGGUGAUGGACACACUAUUGACCCCUACAUGCCUGAAGAGUUGCAGAGUAUUAUAGUGCACAGGUACCAACACGCUGGAGUGUACACUGUAACAGUGGAGUGUAGCACCAGCGAGUGGCAUGUGACCGCUCAGAAAACCAUCACCAUCCAAGAACCUAUUGGGGAAUUUAGCAAAAUUGUGUGUCACAGCUCAGACCAGACGACAGACAGAGAAAGCUGCAAAGGUCUUAAUAACCAUGUGCUGAGAAUCCAAGUGCAGCUCAGUGCAGGUACUAACAUCACAUAUAAAAUUCAAAAUGGGAUCACUGAGCUUGUCCAGUCUUCCGAAGUCAGAGGGAUUGUUCCUCACAACAUCACUAUCCCUCAAGAAGCUUUGCAGAUGUUAGGCUUAGGAUGCCAUCAACUUAUUCUCCUGGCCUCCAAUGAAGUGACAGCUCCAGAUGUGUCUGUUCCUCUGGAACUUUGCUUGAUGGAGCCAGUGAAUGGUCUUCAAGCCUCUGUGGCACCAGAACAGGGCCUGUGCUCAGACUCAGCUCUAUAUGUUAAUGUCUCUCUGGACCAUGGUGCUCCAGUGGAGGUGCUCUUUCUGGUGUCUGGGGAUAACGAUAGCUUUUCAGAGACCCAUCGCAUGCUAAAUGGAAGUUUACAGACCUUCAGGGUCUCAAGCAAAAUAGAAGGUGCUGGUUAUUUUAUUUAUUUAUUUUUUUUACUAGGAAAGCAAUUCUUUCUUCUAGUUGUUUUUCAAGUAACCAACAAAAUUCCUGUUACAGGUUCAAUGCAGGUAAAGGUCAAGGCAUGGAACUUGUUUACAUCAAUGGAAGUCAGUGCUGGAGACACGCUAUUGGAUUGCCAGUCAGGAGACCUAAGUGGCAAUAUCUUGAAGAUCACUGCAAACCCAGAGAGCCCAGUCAUGGGCACAAGUAGCAUAAUAUGUUCCAACUGCAACCCAGUGAAUGUCAAUGCGAAUGUUAAGCUGCAGUUACAGUGUGAAGGCUGUCAGCAAGUUGUUUGGUACUUUGAGGACACAAACCCAAUACCUGAUGUUUUGAUUCCCUGCUAUUCUGAAACAGGACAGAAAGCACUGAUAAAACAGAAGGAAGGUGCCAGUUCUUUUAUAAUCGAGAGUGCAAUUCUAGUCAAUACACAGCAGAAUAUAAAUGUUGUUGCUUAUGGUGUAAAAGAUGGCUUAUCUGGAUCAACUGAAUUCACCAUCCCAAUAUUCAAUGCCUCGUCUACUUUGGUCCCAACAUUACUACCUGAUAGUCAAGCCACAAAUGAGCAGCCUGAGUCUAUUGUAACCACCUCCAAUACUCCGUUUAGUUCUCCCACUACUGCUACUAAUCCCCUACAAGAGGUUUCACCUCCACUGUCCUGUAACAUUAACCCCACUGUCGGAGACAUUCUCUCUCCCUUCAACAUCAUGUGCACUACGCCUCCUUCGUUCUGCAAUGCUGGACCAUGCAUGUACUGCUUCAGAACAUCCACUGGUGACUACCUGUACUGUGGCCAGAACCAUACAGUGGCGUCACUCUUUCUCCCUGUUGGGGGUGGUGCUAACUACACCCUGGCUGUAGCUAUCACAGUUGAGAAUGUAGAAGGACAGAAGAUUAACACAACUUUAUCUGUCCAGGUAAAUGAUGUUAGCAUUGGGCCAUCAGUGGAGGAUCUGCAGGGCUUCGUGUCCAAGCAGGUGGACCAGCUGUUGCAGAAUGGGAAGCUCUCAGGAUCAACACUAGCCCAGAUGUUCCAGUCUGUGUCUUACAGGCUGAAUGAGGACACAGCUGAGGGCCAAGAACAAGAUGCAAAGAUGAAGCUCCGAGAGCAGAUGCUGAUAGACCUGGGCACGGCUGUGAACACUGCCCCUCUCAGGAACCCUGGAGAAGUGCAAAAGACAGCUGAUGCUGUAGUGAGCCUCACUACACAGAGUGAAGAGCUGACAUCUACAGCUCAGCUAGAGGCCAGCUCAAUUUUGUCAAACCUCAGUGUGUCCCUGGUUUCUAUUACACUCACUGAGGGGGAUGACAAAGAAGUAACAAGGCAGGUGGUCACACCCAUCAUUCAGGCUGCCAGUAACAUCCUCAAAGUUUCUACUAGCACUGACCAGCAGGAAAUCAUCUCAGAAAACCUGCUAAAUGCAGCAGACAAUGUCCAAAGUGCACUGCUGGCUGGUACAAGCAUAGACCAAGAGCCUAUUAUUGUUAGCACCUCUGAGAUCAGUGUGUAUGUAAACAGAAUGUCCCCAGUGGCACUUCAGAAACAGUCCUUCAGUAUUGAGUACAACAGCUCCGCCAGCUUUGUGCUCCCAUCUUUGGGUCCUAAUGUGCUGCCUUUAGAAGAGCCAGUGGAUCUACGGAUGCUGAGUUUUGCCAUAAACCCUUUCCCCCUGAGGGAAGGUGAGCAGAUCAGCGGAGCCGUGGCGUCUCUGUCCAUCACUCGAGAGAACGGAUCUGUUAUCCCAGUAUCUGGCCUCAGUGAGGAGAUUGAGAUUAUCUUGCCAAGACCAGAGGCUGAAGUUGACAGUACCUUUCUGGACCUGGGAAACUACAGUACUUUAAUCAUUAAUGUGACUACACCAAACAUAUCUCUGGUUUUAAAAUUGGACCCCUCAGAAGAAAUACCUUUACAUUUACUCCUGGGGUUUGAACACUACCCAAACAACACGCACUACAAGACCUCAAUUCAGCUCCCUCAAUCAGGAAAUUCAACAGAAGAGAGGUAUGCAUGGGUCCUGGAUUCCAGGGAUAUAACACUAGAAGUAGGGGUUUACUAUCUUUUGGUGAGGCCUAUUGGCUCAGCAGGUGUAAACUCCUCGAAUGCCUCCGUAUACAUCACGUCAAUAGCUGCUCAGUGUAAGUACUGGGAUGAGACUGAAACCACAUGGAGUGACUACGGCUGCAGGGUUGGACCUCACACCACACCACUGUUUACUCAGUGCCUUUGUACUCAUCUGACAUUUUUUGGCAGUUCUUUCUUUGUUAUGCCCAACCUGGUCGACGUAUCCCGCACCGCUGAACUGUUUGCCACGUUUGUCAAUAACCCUGUGGUGGUGUGUUUCGUGGGUGCCAUUUUCCUCAUCUACCUCAUAGUUGUGGUGUGGGCACGAAGAAAGGACAUCCAAGACACUGCAAAGGUAAAAGUCACAGUGUUAGAGGACAAUGAUCCCUUGGCUGAAUAUCGCUACUUACUGACCGUCACCACUGGUCAUCGCCGUGGAGCUUCGACAUCCUCUCAGAUUACAGUGACUCUGCUGGGCUCUGAGGGAGAAAGUGAACCUCAUCAUCUAACUGACCCAGACAAGCCGGUAUUUGAAAGAGGAGGAACGGACAUGUUCCUCCUCACCACGCCUUUCUCACUUGGAGAGCUGCAGAGCAUCAGAUUAUGGCAUGAUAAUUCUGGGAAACAUCCUGCUUGGUAUGUUAAUAAGGUGAUGGUCCAAGACCUGGAGACGGGACAAAAGUGGCAUUUCUUAUGCAGUUCAUGGCUGGCUAUUGAUGUAGGAGAGUGCACCCUGGAUAAAGUGUUUCCUGCAGCAUCAGAAACUGACUUAAAAAGGUUUAGUAAUCUGUUCUACAUGAAAACCACAAAGGAUUUCCAAGAUGGUCAUAUUUGGUUUUCAGUGAUCAAUCGGCCGCCCAACAGUAACUUCACCCGAGUACAGCGUGUUUCAUGCUGUUUCUCUCUGUUGCUCUGCACCAUGCUGACCAGCAUCAUGUUCUGGGGGAUUCCCACUGACCCCUCUGAACAGACCAUGGAUCUGGGGAAGAUCGAGUUUACCUGGCAGCAAGUGAUGAUUGGAAUCCAGAGCUCUAUUAUUAUGUUCCCCAUCAACCUUCUUAUCGUAAGCAUCUUCAGAAGUGUCAGACCAAGAGAACGAAGAAAAGAUCAAACUCCUAAACAGUCUAAGACCGAUUUUGUUAAGCAAGGAAAAACAGGACGGGUGUCACCAACCCAACCUCCUUCUCCGCAGAGUGACCACAGGGAGAUCACACCAGAUGCUGUAACCAAGGACAUCAAAAGGAUAGCCCAAUCACUCUCCAAGGCACUGAGGAGCCCUAUGCCAAGGAUAGACCCUGAGAAAAUGGAUAUCAAUGCUCUCCUGUCACUAGUCGAAGAUAUUAUUUGUCAGCAGAACCGUGCAGGCGAGUUUUACUCUGAUACCUCCAAAAAGGAUCUCGCUAUCUCUCUGGGUGCUGUAAAUCUUCAUGAGAGAAGUCCUGACAAGAUACCAAAUGAGAAACACAGUAUCUUCAGGCAGUAUCUCUACAAACAGCUGCAGAAUGUGGAGAAGGAGCUGAGGCUGCUGGGUCCAUCCCGGUUCUCUAAACCAGAGAGCUACAUUCAGGCAGUGCUGCAGGUUCAGGGCAUGAAACGAUUGCUAGAGCCAUAUCUCUCCUCCAGCUCCAACAGAGACCAAGUCUCCUGCAGCUCCAGUCUGGGGGAGGAUCAUGGAGGCGAUAAGAAGUGCUGUCAGAAAGGCUUGCCCUGGUGGUUUGUGUUUGUUGGCUGGAUUCUCGUUGCAGCCACUAGUGGUGUGUCAGCGUAUUUCACCAUGAUGUAUGGGUUGACUUAUGGAACGGAUCGUUCUAUUAGCUGGCUCAUUUCUAUGGUUGUGUCCUUUUUCGAGAGCCUCUUCAUCACCCAGCCGAUAAAGGUGCUUGGAUUUGCUGUCUUCUUUGCUCUGGUUCUAAAGAGAGUUGAUCAAGAAGAAUAUGGAGAUGUUCCAAUCGAGGGUGCUUUAUCAAGUACAGAUGAUCCUGAUGGUAUAUGCAUUGCCAGGAGAGACAGCACAUGUAGUUUCUACCAGCCUCCUCCUCCUUGUGAUAUUGAGAAGAUGCGGAACAACAUGAUCAAAGAACAGAAAGUGUUUGCACUCAUCAGGGAGAUUCUCAUUUACGUAGGGUUCCUCUGGAUGCUGCUCCUGGUGGCUUACGGUCAGCGAGACCCAAAUGCUUACUACCUCACUCAACACAUUCAGCAGAGUUUUAGGACCGGCAUUGCUGACAGUAUGACCUACAAAGGUGUGUUUACCUGGGCAAACACCACCCUCCUAAAUAGCGUUUUUGGACAGCAACCAGGCUUCAUCACAGAUGGAAACUCGAAGCUUGUAGGCAAUGCUCGACUCCGGCAGGUUCGUGUACACAAGGAUUCCUGCAGGACCUCCAGCUUCAUGAGCCGCUCCAUUCACGACUGCCAUGCUCCAUACUCAUGGGAGGUGGAGGACAUGGGCUCCUAUGGUCCAGGCUGGAACCGAUCAAUAGAUGUAAAUGUGUCAAAGAGUCUCCUCAUGCCAUGGCGAUACCAAACCCAGUCCAGACUCAGAGCACACCCUAUCUGGGGUGGGGUGGCUUUCUACAGAGGUGGGGGCUUUGUUGUGGACCUGGGGCCUAACAAACAAAGCGCAAGAAGUUUGCUUCAGCACCUUUUCGAGAACAUCUGGGUAGACAAAUACACUCGGGCUAUCUUCGUGGAGUUCACAGUAUAUAACGCUAACGUCAACCUCUUCUGUAUCGUCACGCUGAUGUUUGAGACCACAGCAGUAGGGGCAUUCCAGUACCGCAGUGAUCUACAAAGUGUCCGCCUUUAUCAGUCGACUGAUGGUUUUCAUAUUUUCAUGAUGGCCUCCGAGGCCAUCUAUUUUCUCUUCAUUCUCUAUUAUAUGUUUCAGCAGGGAAAGCUUAUGAAACAGCACAAGUGGGAAUACUUCAGGAGCAAGUGGAAUCUUUUGGAGCUGGCCAUCAUUAUUUUAAGCUGGAGUGCACUGUGUGUUUUCAUCAAGAGGACACUGUUGGGCAAGCGGGACAUUGAGUACUAUCAAAAGCACAAAGAUGAACAUGCUAGCUUCCAUGAAACUGCCACAGCAGAUGGAGUUCUUGGAUAUCUUGUAGCCUUCCUGGUUCUUCUGGCUACAGUCAAACUGUGGCACUUGCUACGCCUCAACCCUAAGCUUCAAAUGAUCACUGCGACGUUGCAUCGGGCGUGGAACGACAUCUCUGGCUUCAUUAUCGUCAUGACAAUUAUGUUCUUAGCUUACUCCAUCGCUUGUAAUUUAAUGUACGGCUGGAAGCUUUAUUCCUACCACACUCUUCUACAUGCUGCCAAGACCAUCGUAAGCUUGCAACUGGGGAUCUUCAACUAUGAGGAAGUUUUGCAGUACAAUCCUGUUCUCGGUGCAUUUGUCAUCGGUUCUUGCAUCAUCUUCAUGACGUUUGUGGUUCUCAACCUAUUCAUAUCCGUCAUCCUGGUGGCAUUUUCUGAAGAACAGAUACACCAUAAGCCAUCUGAAGAGGAGGAAAUCGUGGAUCUGAUGCUGAUGAAGAUAUGCAGCCUUUUGGGGAUCAGAGUUAAGAAGAACCAGUUGCCUGAGGAACCAAAAGCAACACCUUUUGCCAUAUCGUAAAUGUACGAUAAAGAUAAAAGUGCAUAACUCGAGCUUUUUACGUAAUGCCCUUUUUGUCUUUGCAAAUUGCUAGAGCUAUUAAUAAUCGCUGUGCACAAUGCUGUAAUUAUAUUUAAAAGCUUCAUGUGAAAGGUGUUACAUGUAUUGUGUAGGAUUUUAUUAUAUAAAGCUGUAAAACAUAGCCCUCUAGGUCUCUCUACAAGGAUUUUAACCGUCUUGAAUUGAUUGUAAUGAAGCAAUCCUAAGAUGUCACUUUUCGUGAUAAUUUUACUAUUUGUUUGUUUCGGAUCUAUAUGAAAGGUUCAUCAGUCACAGCAUGCGGAGCAGUUCAAUGAACCAAACCUCAUUCGGAUUUAUGUGGACACGUCAUCUAAUCCAAGCCUAAUAGACUGAAAAACGUAUUAACCACUGAUAAUGACAAUUUUCUGUACGAUGUUUAUUUAAAAUGAAUGGAAGGAGUCUCUGCUUUGUAAAAAGUCCACCACAGGAAGGUCUUCUGAGGGUGAAGAUGCUGCACUUUCUGGUUCAUCAGAAACUGUAUCGUAUUUAAUUCAAGCAAAAGAAUAAAAGAGAGGCCGGUGAUGGACCAAGUCUUUACAGUGGCUGGUUUGUAAGGGAGAACAGGAACUAACUUGUUUUAAUAAUCAUUAAACGCAACUAUAAAUGGAUAGUAAUUACUGGCAAAUUGCUAAGAGGAAUAAAAGU